AUUAGCAAAGCGUACAUCCCUCCAACAAACCUUGAGUUGAGAGAGGAGAGAGGAGACAGCAAGCGACACAACACAGAGGUAACCGGCUCACGCCUGUCUCGGUGGCCGUGGGCAAUCAUGGCCACUGUGGGACAGUCUGGGGCCCUGAGGAGGGUCACCGUGCACUACGCCAACUCGCCCACAGGCAGCACGGUGGCAGAGGUGAGCUUUGACGACCUUGACGACGAGCUGCUCCUGUUUGUGCUCGCCGAUCUUCUUCCUGGCCAGGAAGGUUUACACCAGUCGAUCUUGGAAGGAACAUACAACAACCAGGAGAACCACAUGAGAGGUGCAGCACCCAGUGCACCAUAUGGUUAUUCACGGCCAGAGGAGUACCGUGCAGAGAGCAGCACUGCUGCAGCAGCAGCAACUGGUUCUAGGAAUUCAGGCAUGGAUGAACAGAUCGCCUCGGACUUCGAGUACGCCAAGCAGCUGCAGCAGGAGAUGGAGGACCUCAGCGUCAAAGACGAAGACGACAACGAUAUCAGCUGCGUGCCGUCUCCAUCUGACUCUGACGAUGAGCACGAGCAUCAUGACGAAGAGGAAGAGGCUGACAGGCAGGAGGACGGUGAUGGUGAUGAUGAUCCAGACAACAUGACUUAUGAGCAAGGACAGGCACUUGUAGAAUCUGUGGGGACUGAGUACAGAGGUCUAUCCGAUGAGCUCAUCUCCUACCUGCAGCCAUGGAAGUACAAGGCAGUCAAGGCUUCAGGGCUCUUCUCCCGGAAAACAAACCAUGAAGACUGCCCGAUCUGCCUGUCCACUUUCAGAAACCGGGAAACCAUGAUAACGUUGCCGUGCAGGCAUCACUACCACGCAGCUUGUGUCACCAGAUGGCUCAAGGUCAACAAGACAUGCCCUGUAUGCAAAUACGAACUGUUUGGACCUUCCUAGGAUCCGACCACGUCGACGAUGGAGCUGAGAGGAUAAUGAUGAUGACGACGACAACGACAGAUGGUUGUGUCAUCUGCUCUCUUUUUUUAGCGCCAAGAAAACUGGAAAUGAAAAAGGGAAAUCAAUCCGAAAGGAGAAUAGAAAUUAGGAAGUAUAGGUAGAAUAUCUCUCUUGCCAGUGACUGUGCGAUGAAUUAAGCAUACCUCGUGCUAUUUAUGAUGAAAAAGGGAAAUGAAAAAGGGAAAUCAAUCCGAAAGGAUUUUUUUAUAUAUAAGAACUUCCCCGUGGAAUCAC
Zea mays is the source of this 1227-nucleotide messenger RNA. RefSeq lists its product as uncharacterized. The record is from RefSeq and is marked validated. The transcript is spliced from 8 exons. Gene Ontology annotation, biological process: protein ubiquitination; negative regulation of organ growth. NCBI's taxonomy places the organism in Eukaryota, Viridiplantae, Streptophyta, Magnoliopsida, Poales, Poaceae. Gene Ontology annotation, molecular function: ubiquitin conjugating enzyme binding; ubiquitin-protein transferase activity. The coding region runs from base 118 to 933 and encodes 271 amino acids.